CAGACAGGACCUGCCCUCGUGAGAACAACCCCCAGACCACAACGCUGUGUGGACAUACAAAGCCCCGACACUCUGGUAUGUAGAACCUCAUGGAUAGUUAUGAGGUAGGUUAGGCAUACCUGUGGAUAUAUAUGUCAUGGAUUUCAAUCUCACCUGGAGGACACUCUGUGUGGGGCUGUGGACCAUAGCAGGCUGGUUGGACGUGUUAGCACAGAGGAGCACGUUCAGUGUUGGGAAUGUCCAUUACCUGUCAAAGGAAGAUGUUUCACUGUUGGCUGAUGAUGAGGAUCCAAAAUGUUUUACCAAGACGCAAUAUGACUUCACCUGUUUCUGGGAGACAACAGGCAAAACAUCUUUUGAUUUCUUCUACAGAAAUAAUGACCAGAAGAAAGAGAAGCGGUGUAAUGUGACUGUCCAAAGAACAGGGGAGGAAGAGGAGGGAGAAGAGGUGGAAGAAGAAGAAAAGAAGACAGUCCUCCACAUCUGCUUCUUCCCCCCUUCAGACGUCAUCUUGUACAUCCUCACACACAUCAGAGUGGUCGAACGCAGCUCCAACCAUACACUCCACUCACGCAAUGUUAGCAUCGAGGACCAGGGUCUUCUGGACCCCCCUGUGAAUGUAUCCCUUCAUCAGACCGGGCAGGCUGGGCAGAUCCAGGUGGUGUGGCACCAACCAAAGGAGUGGGAGGAUAACGUGCAAUAUGGCAUUCAGUACUCCUCCCAGAGCCUGGGAGAGAUAACUGAACUGAUAGAGUCAGGGAGGUCCUCGGUCCACAGCCUGGUGUCUCUGAAGCCAGGGGAGGCAGUCAGUGUCCGGCUGAGAGUCAAACCCAUCGACUACAGGGACACGGAGCCCAGGGGGCAUUGGAGCGCCUGGUCGGCCCCUGUCACGGAAACGGUUCCCGGGAGUGCAGGCGAUAUCUCUUUGCUGUGCCACACCCCUGACCUGCAAAACAUCACCUGUCAGUGGCAUGACAAAGCCUCAAGAAGUGAUUCCUACAACUUAUUUUACAAGAUUGGACACAGUGAACCAGAGGGAUGGAGAGAGUGCCUACCAGUUGAGAACCACUCCCACUGCACUUUCCGUGGAGCAGAGUCAGGUGACAUACGGGUCAAACUCAAUGCUGGUCCUGCUUCUCUCAGACAGACCUUCUACACUGAGCCUCUGAGAAUCAGCAACAUCAUUCAAACAGGCCCCCCGGGACGUCUGAGGGGACUUUGGGAGGGGGGCAGGUUGGCACUAACAUGGAACACCCCCCUACUGGCCCUGAAUGUCCACCUGAUGUACCAGCUCUGCUACCAGCCUCUAGGGGAAACUAUCCGGAAGCUUAUCGUCCUGCAGGGUUCUGAGACCACUACCUGUUUGGACCUUCAGACUGGAGGUCAGUACCUCAUUCAGGUCAGAGCCAAACCCAACGGUUCGGUCUAUGCCGGGUACUGGAGCGACUGGUCACCAGCACUUCAAGUGGAAACACCAUCGAACAUAGGUUCCCUCCUGAUCGUCUGCAUCCCUCUCGUGAUGCUCAUUAUGUCACUGGCUUUCAUCGCCAUGUUCUCCAGGAGUCUCAGCAUAAAGGUAAAACGAUAUCUGUGGCCACCAGUCCCGAACCUUGACAAAGUACUGAACGGCUUUCUCACAGAUAUCAACAGACAGACUUUGGAUCCCCCCUUAAAUAACAAGCAGUGUUCAGAGGAGACUACACCCUGCAUUGUGGAAAUCAUGUCUGAGAAAGAGGCUCCUAGUGGAGGAAAGCUUCCCAGGGAGUCUGCCUUUCUACUCUCCCCAGAACGAGGCACCUCCAGUUGGGAGGAGAGCCUUCCCACCCAGGUCCUCGAGGUCAAUCCCGACUAUGUGACUCUGACCACAGAUGACAUCAUGCCCUGUCCUCGAGGAAACAAGUACGUGUACGGCAGGGAGUUGGGCUGGGAGUCUCCGAGUCUGGAGGUGAGAGCAGCGGAGGUGCCCCAGAUUACUCCUCACUACUCCCCCUCGAUGUUUUCCAGCUUCCCCUCCUGUACCACAGAAAUCCUCAACCACUCUUACCUGCUGCUGGCUGAGCAGCCAACUGACAGACUGGAGGGGCCAGGCAGAGCCUAUGCCAACCUGGAGAACACGAGAACCGCUAACACAAAUGCCUGAUUGGCACUCUGGCAGAGCAUGACGAGGGCAUACUAAUCCUCAGAAAGACAUUGACGAAAUACAGAGAUAUGAACUACAACAUAAAAGAAGGAAGCUCCACAUUAAAAAAAAACUGCUAUUUUCCAAACAGACAUUUUCUGGAACUUUCUGCAACUCUUUGUUUGCCCGGGAAAAUGGAAAGUAUAUAGCUCAAGUGUGCUUCUGGAUAUAAUGUAAAAGGCACUUAUUCUGUGUGGACAAGACUUCAACAAAAUAUCCAUGACAUCUCUGUUUAAAACAGCUUAUUGUAUGUGUUAUCGAUUUGUAAAAAGGUCUAACUACAACAUUCUAUUUUGAUCCUAAAAAACAUCAGUCUCUGCUGGUUAAACAUACACCCAUAACAUGAUGCUGCCAUCACUAUACUUUAAAAUACAGAAGGAUCAACAACAUCCCAGUCACUUCACAUUAUUCUGAAAAGCAAACUACAAUUGGAUUUUGGCAGUUUUACAAGGAGAUCACUACGCAAAGGUUCAUGCCAACGACCCAGCAGUAGUAUUCUAAGUUAGUGUUUUGUUAACUAAUAUUUCUGUAACAAUCUUUCAUUCGUAAAUGCCUUGUUGAAUUUUAAGGAAACAAAAUGUAAAGACUGAGAGGGGUGUGUGAACUAAAGGGACUGAUAUUUUGCUUUGACAUACUUUACACAGUGAUGUAAAAGGGUAACCACACCACUGGAACGUUGCCUCGCCUUUUUACAUUUUCAUUUCCACACAUUGUUAGACGUCAUUUUUCAAAACAAUGAAAAUCUAUACUUUGCCAUCAAUUACUCAUCACCAGCUUAAAAAAAAGGUUUUGCCCCUUUUGGCUGAAAUAACUUAAUGCAACUGUUUAUUGUAACUGUCAAUCAGUCUCUUACAUUGAUUGUUUUGGAUCAUUCUACAAUCACAAGAUCAAUGUCCAGUUUGGCUUUUUAACAGAUGGCCUCACAUUCCACUAAAUCAGGGGUGUCCAAACAGUUCCACGGAGGGCCGAGUGGCCCAAUUCCUAUG
Messenger RNA from Esox lucius (northern pike), 3165 nucleotides. It is a transcript of the gene mpl, whose product is annotated as MPL proto-oncogene, thrombopoietin receptor. Gene Ontology annotation, biological process: hemopoiesis; cytokine-mediated signaling pathway; positive regulation of cell population proliferation. Gene Ontology annotation, cellular component: external side of plasma membrane; membrane. The coding region runs from base 137 to 2140 and encodes 667 amino acids. Lineage: Eukaryota; Metazoa; Chordata; Actinopteri; Esociformes; Esocidae. Gene Ontology annotation, molecular function: cytokine receptor activity; protein binding. The record is from RefSeq and is a predicted model, not a curated record. The transcript has 12 exons.